This is a messenger RNA of Leishmania major strain Friedlin, 1713 nucleotides long. RefSeq names its product putative surface antigen protein 2. Gene Ontology annotation, biological process: hormone-mediated signaling pathway. The record is from RefSeq and is a predicted model, not a curated record. Gene Ontology annotation, molecular function: protein binding. Bases 1 to 1713 code for a protein of 570 amino acids. Lineage: Eukaryota; Euglenozoa; Kinetoplastea; Trypanosomatida; Trypanosomatidae. The transcript has a single exon. Gene Ontology annotation, cellular component: plasma membrane.
AUGGCGCAGUGCGUGCGUCGGCUGGUGCUGGCGGCGACGCUCGCCGCUGCGGUGGCGCUGCUGCUGUGCACGAGCAGUGCGCCGGUGGCGCGUGCUGCUGGGACGAACGACUUCACUGCGGCGCAGCGGACGAACACGCUGGCGGUGCUGCAGGCGUUUGGGCGUGCGAUCCCUGAGCUUGGGGAGAAGUGGGCGGGCAACGACUUCUGCUCAUGGGAGUUUAUCGUGUGUAAUGUUAUAGGUGUGAACGUACGGGGAAUCAGUCCGACGUAUGCCGGCACGCUGCCGGAGAUACCUGUGAACGUCGACUACAGGCACGUCGUGAUCAAGCAGCUCGACUUUUCCGAAAUGGGGCCGGGGCUGAGCGGGACGCUGCCGGACAGCUGGAGCAAGCUGGAAGGACUGACUUCCCUUACGUUGUCGGGCAACAAAGUGAGCGGUACGCUGCCCGCCUCAUGGCACUUGAUGAAGCGGUUGACAUCUUUGGUAAUUGCAGACUUUGACAGUAUCACCGGCAGCCUGCCGCCUGAGUGGAGCUCGAUGCCUAAUUUAAACGCUGUGGAGCUGAAGCGACUAAAACUGAGCGGUACGUUGCCUGCGGACUGGAGCUCUUUGAAAUCACUGUCGAACGUCGUUCUUGAGGACACGCCGAUCACAGGCUUGUUGCCCCCGGAGUGGGCCUCGCUGGAGAGAAUACAGCAGCUGGUUCUACGGAAAUUGAAGCUGACCGGCCCUCUCCCUCCUCAGUGGAGCUCAAUGAAGAUAUUGCAGUAUCUUACUCUGGAUGGCACUCAGGUCUCCGGCACGCUGCCGCCCCAGUGGAGCGCGAUGGCAUCGGUGCGAAUUCUUAACCUGGAGGGUACUGAGGUCUCUGGUACGCUGCCGCCUGAGUGGAUAUCGAUGAGCAGGCUGCAAACUCUGAAUCUGCGGCGCACGAAAGUAUCCGGCACUCUGCCGCCCGAAUGGAGUUCUAUGAGCAGCCUGGAGUACUUUCACCUUUAUCUUACUCAGGUCUCCGGCACGCUGCCGCCCGAGUGGAGUGGGAUGUCGAAGGCCGCAUACUUCUGGCUGGAAUACUGCGACCUGUCCGGCAGUCUGCCGCCCGAGUGGUCGUCGAUGCCAAAGCUGCGCGGUAUCUCACUGAGCGGCAACAAGUUCUGCGGGUGUGUGCCGGACUCGUGGGAUCAGAAGGCUGGUCUUGUUGUGGGCAUCGAGGACAAGCACAAGGGCAGCGACUGCUUGGCUGCUAAGGACUGCACAACGACCACCACAAAACCCCCCACCACGACAACGACCCCCACUAAGCCGCCUGCCACAACCACCACUGAGGCACCGGCUGAACCCACGACCACCACUGAGGCACCGGCUGAACCCACGACCACCACUGAGGCACCGGCUGAACCCACGACCACCACUGAGGCACCGGCUGAACCCACAACCACCACUGAGGCACCGGCUGAACCCACGACCACUGCUACCCCAACAAACACGCCGACUCCUGCACCAGAGACGGAGUGCGAGGUGGAUGGGUGUGAGGUGUGCGAGGGGGACUCCGCUGCGAGGUGCGCGAGGUGCCGUGAGGACUACUUCCUGACGGACGAGAGGACGUGCCUGGUGUACUGCGAUGGCGGUGUUGCUGCUGUGUCGAGCGGAGUGGCAGCAGCAGCUGUUGUGUGCGUGGCUGUGCUGUUCAGCGUGGGGCUGGCGGCGUGA